Messenger RNA from Lottia gigantea (owl limpet), 534 nucleotides. RefSeq lists its product as hypothetical. The transcript is spliced from 2 exons. The coding region runs from base 1 to 534 and encodes 177 amino acids. The record is from RefSeq and is a predicted model, not a curated record. Lineage: Eukaryota; Metazoa; Mollusca; Gastropoda; Lottiidae.
AUGUCAACUAAUUCAACAACAACCAUGUCAACUAAUUCAACAACAACAACCAUAUCAACUAAUUCAACAACAACAAUGUCAACUAAUUCAACAACAACAACUAUGUCAAUUAAUUCAACAACAAACAUGUCAACUAAUUCAACAACAACCAAAUCAACUCAUUCAACAAAGUUAAGAACAACCAUAACAACUAAUUCAACAACAACCAUAUCAGCUCAUUCAACACAAACCAUGUCAACUUAUUCAACAACAACCAUGUCAACUAAUUCAACAACAACCAAAUCAACUCAUUCAAAACAAAUCAUAUCAACUAAGUUAAGAACAACCAUAACAACUAAUUCAACAACAACCAAAUCAACUCAUUCAACACAAACCAUGUCAAAUAAUUCAACAACAACCAUGUCAACUAAUUCAACAACAACAACCAUGACAACUAAUUCAACAACAACCAUGUCAACUUAUUCAACAACAACAACCAUUUUGUGCAUUCUGCUGUUAUUAGAAUUAUUAGCUUUAAGCAUCAUAUUUGAUUGA